AUCUCGUAUGAUCAAGAGCAAAUAUAUUCAGGUAAUCCAAGUUCAGUUAGUAAUUUAGUUUCAGAUCGUUGAGUAAGGUUUCUCAACUGUUUUUUACCCUUUUAUUUUGUUUCAGAUAAAGAAAAACCCACACAAGCACACAUGUCCACCUGGAGGGGGAGGGGGGAAGGCCAAAACCAAGCUAGCAAAAACUAGGUGGGUGGCAGAUGCUAUAUUGGAUUGGCUGAGAGAAGAACCUGGACUUGGUCCAACAGCACUCCAUGGGAAGCUUUUUGAGAAGUACAAGAUAGAAAUUCCUUACAUGAGAAUUUUCAAUGCUAAGGAAAGGGCUCUUGACAGAAUUAAUGGUCAAUGGAAUGACAGUUUUCAGCUGCUUUACACUUUCAAAGCUGAAGUGGAGAUGGCAAGUCCAGGGAGUGUUGUAGAGAUUGACAAGCAUACAGUUCCAUUCAAAAUAAAUGGGAAAUCAUUUCAGAAGGAGUGCUUCAGAAGGGCUUUUGUUUGUUUCAAGGCUUGCUGGCAGGGGUUUCUAGAUGGUUGCAGGCCCUAUUUGGCUGUAGAUGCUACACAUUUGACUGGAAGAUGGAGAGGACAGCUAGUAGCAGCUUCUGCAGUUGAUGGACACAACUGGCUAUUCCCAGUUGCAUUUUGUGUGGUGGAGGCAGAGUCUGAGGAAAGUUGGGUCUGGUUUCUGCAGCAGUUGCGCAACAUUAUAGGCACACCCCCAGGUUUAGCUAUACACACAGAUGCUUGCAAGGGUUUAGAGAGUGCAGUGGAAAUUGUAUUCCCUAGAGUGGUGCAUAGGGAAUGUAUGCGACACCUAGCGCAUAAUUUCAAAAAGAAGUUCAAAGGUAAAGUUUAUGAUGAGAACUUAUGGCCAGCAUCAUACACAUGCAGCAAAAGGAAGCAUGAACACCAUUUGAGAGUGUUGUAUGCUCAAAAUCCUCUUGUGAAGGAGUACAUGGAUGCACAUCAUGGUAAGGUGUGGUCAAGAAGCCAAUUCAACGAAAUCUGCAAAGUAGAUUAUGUGACCAGUAACCUUGCAGAAUGCUUCAAUUCAAAGUUCAAGUCAGUGAAAGGGCUCUUGUUGUGGCAAGCAUUUGACAAGAUGAGGCAAAUGAUCAUGAUAAAGAUGGCUCUUCGCAAAAGAAUUGCAGAAACACAAUAUGUUGGUCAUCAAAUGCUCCCAUCACUGAUUAGGGCAUUGCACUUGAAGGCAAGAGGACUGAAGAUGAAAUGUAUUCGAUCUGGUACAUAUGAGGGAGAGGUUACAUAUACUGACACUAAAAAUAGGGUAUGGAGGUAUCCUGUGAACCUAAGUACUAGAGAAUGUACUUGUAGGCAAUGGCAGAUCCGUGGGAAGCCAUGCAUACAUGCCCUACAUCUGAUGACCGUUAUCGGGGGUGCAGAUGGUGAAGUUGAUCAAUAUUGCUCUGAGUAUUUCUCUGUUGCCAAAUUUAUGUCUGCUUAUGCUGACAAUGUGCCUGCACUAUUGGGGAAAGAUCAAUGGAACAUAGUAGAUCCAGGGUUCAAACUCCACGCUCCUGUCAUUACUAGACCACCAGGAAGACCAAGGAACCAGAGGAUUAGAGCAGGUGAGGAGGGUCGUCUACCAAAGAAGCAUGCUUGCAAAAAAUGUGGAGUUCUGGGGCAUAUUGCUAGGCUUUGUACCAAUGCAGUGGAUGCAUCAUUUGGAGAGGAGGAAAGAUGGACAGCGGCCAAUGCUGAGGAGAAUGCAGCAGCAAUGGAGACUGAAGAUGCAGUGGAGAAUGCAGCAGCAAUUGAAGCAGUGGAGAAUGCAGCAGCAAAUGAAGCAUCUUGCUCUAGGGAGAAAAGGCCAAGAGAUGAAGAAGCAGAAGAUUUUGAAACCAUGGCCUUUGAUGGUUUUGAAGCUAUAAGAGAGGAAGAGGAGGGGGUAAUUUUUCCAACUGUGCCUUUAAAGAUUAUUGAACCCAUAGAUGACCGUCAAAUGGUCGUCAAGUGCUCGGUGAGUGGAACUACUCCAUCAACACCUCCACGGGAAAAACCCCAAGUAAAGCCCAAGAUCAAAAGGAACAAGAGUCUGAAAGAAAAGAGCAUCUCAACUAGGGAAACCAGGAGCAAGACGGUGAAGCCAGCUGCAAACACAAGGAGCAAGUCGAAAAUUUGAAUUAAGUUGUUGGGAAAUGUUUGUGUUGUCAAUUUGAGGGCGAGUCGAUCGCUUAAAACUUGGUAGAUUUGUAUUAAGAUGUUGGCAUCUUAAAACUUGGUAUAUUUGAGCUACUGUGAAAACUUAUCAGUUCUAAUAAGGGAUCCCUUGUAAUAAUGUUGCUUCUACUUUGGUUUCUUAUUUGUGUCAGAAUUCAAAUUUCCAUCAAAAUUUGAAUUUAAAUCAAUAUUUUAAUUUGGGCCAAAAUUUGGAUUCGAGCCAAAGUUGAAGUUCAACAUUGGAGGUUCAUUGCUCUGUGUGGUGUAUUUGAUCGAGCAUUUGAAGCCCAAUAUUCGUAGGUGAACAGUCCGAAUGAGAAAUGUGCUAGAAACAAGCUCGAAAGCUAGGGUAAACAGCCCUAUUUGAAAUCAAGUUUUUUUACCUUGGCUAAAUAAGGCAUAUAUAUUUUUAUGAACACUUGUUCCAUAUAUAUAUGGUAAAAACGAAG
This is a messenger RNA of Aegilops tauschii subsp. strangulata, 2636 nucleotides long. RefSeq lists its product as uncharacterized. Lineage: Eukaryota; Viridiplantae; Streptophyta; Magnoliopsida; Poales; Poaceae. Gene Ontology annotation, biological process: DNA transposition. The record is from RefSeq and is a predicted model, not a curated record. Gene Ontology annotation, molecular function: DNA binding; transposase activity; zinc ion binding.